AUGGCUGAUCGUGGAUCAUUUACACGGCGCAGGCCUGAUCUUGAAUUCUACCUGCACCGUGUUUUUCGCAAAAAGUCCUUCCGUCCCCUCCAGCGAGAAGUGAUAUCAGCAGUUGUUGAAGAUCACGAUGUCUUCCUUCAGGCGUCGACAUCCUUCGGGAAAAGUUUAUGCUUUCAGCUUCCAGCAGUCAUCAGCAAUGGAUUGACUAUUGUCAUUUGCCCUCUCCUGGCCCUUAUGAUGGAUCAAGUUAAUGCUCUCCAAGCCAUAGGAGUCGCUGUUUCAACAAUCAAUUCCAACACAUCAUUAGCAGAGCGACGGCUUAUACUAGAUGACAUGCUUUCCGGGCAUCCACGUACACGUCUUCUGUAUGUGACCCCAGAACUCUGUCAAACAGACAGCUUUCGCCGGAAUCUUCAAGUCGUCCAUCGACAGGGUCAACUGGCUCGCGUUGCCAUCGAUGAAGCCCAUUGUAUCAGUGAAUGGGGUCAUGACUUCCGCCCAGCCUACCAAGAACUUGGAUGGUUUAGAAAGAAUUUGCUCAAUCCUGCUGUUCCCAUCACAGCUCUUACGGCAACUGCCACUCCACGAGUUCGCACGGAUAUUAUCAACAUGCUGGGUUUAGAUCCCACAAAACUCAAACUCUUCAAUACCCCAUCUGCCCGUCCUAAUAUUCACUACGAAGUUCGAUAUCUGGAGAACUCCGGGGAGGAUGAAGAUUACCAAGUGGAAAACCUUCUACGAUACCUUAAGGCUAUCCGCAAAAGACGAGAAGCUCGUCUAGGUGCCGAAGAAGCUGCUCGUCAGCCACCAGUCUCAGGAAUAGUGUAUGUCGGUCUUCGUGCGAUGGCAGAGCAUCUCGCAAGUCGCCUAUCCCAGGAAAAAAGUAUUUCAGCAGUAGCCUACCACGCAGGCUUAGCAUCACAAGACCGAACACGCAUCCAGGCACUGUGGACCGCUCCUCAAGCACCUUCACAAAAUAGCGGUGGUAAACAGGUACCUACGUUCUCAAUAAUCGUUGCUACCAAUGCUUUUGGCAUGGGAAUCGAUAAUUCGCACGUCCGUUUCGUUGUGCACUGGACACCUCCGCGCAGUUUCGAGGGCUUCGUUCAAGAAUCAGGUCGAGCAGGUCGGGACGGACGUGCAGCUGCUUCUCUUGUUUAUUACAAUUUGCAAGAGCGAGAUCGAAUUGUUGAUCGUAUGAACCGGGAUACGGAAAAUAUGCGCAAUCGUGGGCCCAAGCCUUUGAUUGCGAGUUUGAUGAAGAAUCAGGAGGCACGUCUGGAUAGUUUUAAAAAAGUCGUGCGGUACUGCGAAAGCGUGAUCAGAUGUCGACAUGACCUGAUUAAGGAACUGUUUGGUGACUUCGAACUGGAAGAAAUGGGCUCGCAGCAGCCACCGUCGUCGCAGGCGCCUAGAGCAGCUGGAAUGGGUCUUCCGGGUUCAACGCCUUGUGAUUACGCUUGUGAUUUCUGUAAGGAGGGUCGUGUGGCUCUUGGGAAACGGAAGAGGAAAAUGUACUCGUGCAUGUCCGAGUAUAUGAUUGAUGAAGGAUAUGUUUAA
This is a messenger RNA of Penicillium malachiteum, 1560 nucleotides long. RefSeq names its product putative RecQ family helicase RecQ. Gene Ontology annotation, biological process: double-strand break repair via homologous recombination. The transcript is spliced from 4 exons. Lineage: Eukaryota; Fungi; Ascomycota; Eurotiomycetes; Eurotiales; Aspergillaceae. The record is from RefSeq and is a predicted model, not a curated record. Gene Ontology annotation, cellular component: chromosome; cytoplasm. Gene Ontology annotation, molecular function: nucleic acid binding; ATP binding; 3'-5' DNA helicase activity. Bases 1 to 1560 code for a protein of 519 amino acids.